AAACCCCAAUUUUGAAAUCUAAUUUCCCCGCCAAUUCACUUCUAUCACUCUUCGACGGAAGAAUGUCUAUGGUGUUCAUCGCCGUUCACUGUUUUCAAUGCUCCACCAUGCAGGUGAAGCAGCAGAAGAAGAAUAGCAACAAAUGGACCUGCGUAGUUUGCAAUCAGAAACAGUCUGUUCGGAAAGUGUUCGCACAAGGAUAUAAGGCAAAGGAAAUUCGCUUAUUUGUUCAGAAUUUCAAUAUGUCUCGUCAAUUUACGGAUCAAUUAAGGAGGGAAGAAACUGAAACCCUAGAGAUUGGAGAGCAGAAUCUAAGUUGUGGAAGUUCUAAGAGAACCGAUUGGACGGAAUACCUCGAUGCGGAAGAAGAUGCUGUUGAGAACAAUGAAAAUGUUUCAGGAGAUGUAAUGGAGCCAAAGGUUGUGACGGAGUUACCCAAAGAGUUAUUCAGAAGGUCAAUGUUGAAGAACUACUCUGCUGUUGAAGGUAAUUUCAAACCAGUUUUCUCAAAGCGAAACGCCAGAAAACAAAGCAUAUCUCAAGGUCAAGGUUACCGGAAUGCACAAAACACAGGUGUUGAGCCAAGCAAACGUCAGGCAACAAUGGCACCGGUGAUCUCCAAGUGGAGAGAUAAUCGAACAGCGCCACUAGAUAUCUCUAUUCAGCCAGCAACAGACGGAGUUUGCAACUUGGAUGAAGGCAUCAACCUAUAUGCCAAUGAAAAUUAUACGAAUGAAGGAGAUCGUGGUUAUAGAAAGUCAGUACAGAGAAUUCAGCUAAGGACAGCCAACAAAGUCUCCAAAUGGACUGAGUACAUAACUGAAGAUGAAGAUGACUGUCACUCACAGUUUGCACGUGGGAGAGGAUUCACAUCUGAAUUGAAUGAAGGUAUCAGCCUAUAUAACCAUGUUAACUAUAUAAAUGAUGAAGGAAAUCCUGGUUAUAGCAAGUCAGGUCAGAAAAUUCAACCAAAGACAGCCAACAAAGUCUCCAAAUGGACUGAGUACAUAACUGAAGACGAAGAUGAUUGUCACUCGCAGUUUGCGAGUGGGAGAGGAUCCACAUCUGACGUCAACAAAUGGAGAGGCAACACUUUUGAGACCUCACUGAAGGAUCAAAGACUAGACGAUGAAGAAAUCCACCCUGAUUUUCUGUAGACUCGUUUCCAAGGGGUGCAUUAUGGGCCGAUAAUAACAAGUUUGUGCACAAGAGACUAAUUUCAUUUGAUUUAGUGGAGUAUCUUUUGAUUGCACUAUCUUAAUGCAGUGGACAGCAAGACUUUUAUUAGCUUGAACUAUGACUAUGACACCCAAUAGAGAAAGUUCCCGACAUGAAAAGGAGAUGAGGAAAUGCCUGAAAGGCUUCAAAGUAGAAUAGAUUCGACAUGCAGAUAAACCCACCUAAAGAAGGGCCAAACAUAACAGACCCUUACCGGAUGAUGUCUGAGAUCAAAGGACAUUUCCCAUUUCCUUGGCACGUCAAACCGCAUAAAAGUUGAAUUAUGCUAAAGGUACAAAUGGAGGUGCUAAAAAAACAAGUGGGCAUAAAUACCGAAAUGCCGAACCGAAUCAUUUCGGUUUUUUCGGUUUCGAUUUUUUUUGUUCGGGUUUUUUUUUUCUUUUUACAAUUUCGGUAUUUUGGUUCGGGUUACGGGUUUUAGGUUCACAUAAUUCAGUAUUUUGGUUUAAACCGAAAUUUUAAAGGCUUAUAAUUUAGAAUUUUAGAUACAUUGAAUUGAAUGACUGACUGACUGCUGCUGUUUCUGUCAUUCUAUGUGAUAUUAGUGUUGUGUUUAAAGAUUUUGUGUUUACACAAUGUCCGUCCAAUGUGUUUACAACUUAUGUGUGAACCGUUCCAAUGUGUUUACAAUUUAUGUGUGAACCGGUUCUAUGUGA
This is a messenger RNA of Capsicum annuum, 1895 nucleotides long. RefSeq lists its product as uncharacterized. The transcript is spliced from 4 exons. Gene Ontology annotation, cellular component: nucleus. NCBI's taxonomy places the organism in Eukaryota, Viridiplantae, Streptophyta, Magnoliopsida, Solanales, Solanaceae. Gene Ontology annotation, biological process: mitotic G2 DNA damage checkpoint signaling. The record is from RefSeq and is a predicted model, not a curated record. Gene Ontology annotation, molecular function: chromatin binding. The coding region runs from base 63 to 1157 and encodes 364 amino acids.